AUCAAUUGGUUUAGAGGGUUUGGACUCACUUGACAGGUUCAGUUGGAGACGAUCAUAGGUGGCUGCUGUGACAAAGGGAAAUUGUGCUUUUCCAGCAUGCUAACUGACCCUGAUUUACCUCAGGAGUUUGAAAGGAUGUCUUCCAAGCGACCAGCCUCUCCGUAUGGGGAAGCAGAUGGAGAGGUAGCCAUGGUGACAAGCAGACAGAAAGUGGAAGAAGAGGAGAGUGACGGGCUCCCAGCCUUUCACCUUCCCUUGCAUGUGAGUUUUCCCAACAAGCCUCACUCUGAGGAAUUUCAACCAGUUUCUCUUCUGACGCAAGAGAGUUGUGGCCAUAGGACUCCCACUUCUCAGCACAACACAGUGGAAGUUGAUGGCAAUAAAGUGAUAUCUUCAUUUGCCCCACAUAACUCAUCUACCUCACCCCUGAAGGCAGAAGAAGGUGGGCGUCAGAGCGGAGAGUCAUUGUCCAGUACAGCCCUGGGGACCCCAGAAAGGCGCAAAGGCAGCUUAGCUGAUGUUGUAGAUACCUUGAAACAAAGAAAAAUGGAAGAGCUCAUCAAAAAUGAACCAGAAGAAACCCCCAGUAUUGAAAAGCUCCUAUCAAAGGACUGGAAAGACAAGCUUCUUGCUAUGGGAUCAGGGAACUUUGGAGAAAUAAAAGUANUGGCUGCAUCCCAAAUUGAGAAACAGCGCCAGCAAAUGGAACUGGCCAAGCAGCAGCAAGAACAGAUUGCAAGACAACAGCAGCAGCUUCUACAGCAGCAACACAAAAUCAAUCUGCUCCAACAACAAAUCCAGGUUCAAGGUCAGCUGCCUCCAUUAAUGAUUCCAGUAUUCCCUCCAGACCAGCGAACACUGGCAGCAGCUGCCCAGCAAGGAUUCCUCCUUCCUCCAGGCUUCAGCUACAAAGCAGGAUGUAGUGACCCUUACCCUGUUCAGCUGAUCCCAACUACCAUGGCAGCUGCUGCCGGGGCAACCCCAGGCUUAGGCCCACUCCAACUGCAGCAGUUAUAUGCUGCCCAGCUAGCUGCAAUGCAAGUAUCUCCAGGAGGAAAGUUACCAGGCAUACCCCAAGGCAACCUUGGUGCUGCUGUAUCUCCAACCAGCAUUCAUACAGAGAAGAGCACAAAUAGCCCACCACCUAAAAGCAAGGAUGAAGUGGCACAACCACUGAACUUGUCUGCUAAACCCAAGACCUCUGAUGGGAAAUCACCCACCUCACCCACCUCUCCCCAUAUGCCAGCUCUGAGAAUAAACAGUGGGGCGGGCUCUCUUAAAGCCUCUGUCCCAGCAGCAUUAGCCAGUCCUUCAGCUAGAGUUAGCACAAUAGGUUAUUUAAAUGACCAUGAUGCUGUUACCAAGGCAAUCCAAGAAGCUCGACAGAUGAAGGAGCAACUUCGGCGGGAACAACAGGUGCUUGAUGGGAAGGUGGCUGUUGUGAAUAGUCUGGGGCUCAGUAACUGCAGAACAGAAAAGGACAAAACAACACUGGAGAGCCUGACUCAGCAACUAGCAGUGAAACAGAAUGAAGAAGGAAAAUUCAGCCAUGCCAUGAUGGAUUUCAAUAUGAGUGGAGAUUCUGAUGGAAGUGCUGGGGUCUCAGAAUCCAGAAUUUAUCGGGAAUCCAGAGGGCGUGGGAGCAAUGAACCUCAUAUCAAACGUCCCAUGAAUGCUUUCAUGGUAUGGGCUAAAGAUGAACGGAGGAAAAUCCUUCAAGCUUUUCCUGACAUGCAUAAUUCUAACAUCAGCAAGAUACUGGGCUCUCGUUGGAAAGCAAUGACAAACCUAGAAAAACAGCCAUACUAUGAAGAACAGGCUCGACUUAGCAAACAACACCUGGAGAAAUAUCCUGACUAUAAGUAUAAGCCCAGGCCAAAGCGAACCUGCCUUGUAGAUGGAAAAAAAUUGAGGAUUGGUGAAUAUAAAGCAAUUAUGCGGAACAGACGUCAAGAGAUGAGGCAAUAUUUUAACGUUGGGCAACAAGCACAGAUCCCAAUUGCUACAGCUGGUGUUGUCUAUCCUGGAGCCAUUGCCAUGGCAGGAAUGCCCUCCCCUCAUCUGCCCUCAGAGCACUCGAGUGUAUCCAGCAGCCCAGAACCUGGGAUGCCUGUGAUCCAAAGCACUUAUGGUGUAAAAGGAGAGGAGCCACAUAUCAAGGAGGAGAUGCAGGCUGAUGAUAUCAACGGAGAAAUCUACGAUGAGUACGAUGAAGAAGAGGAUGACCCAGAUGUGGACUACGGCAGUGACAGUGAAAAUCAUAUUGCUGGGCAAGCCAACUGA
Molecule: messenger RNA, 2283 nt
Organism: Gracilinanus agilis (Agile Gracile Mouse Opossum)
Lineage: Eukaryota; Metazoa; Chordata; Mammalia; Didelphimorphia; Didelphidae
Gene: SOX5
Product: SRY-box transcription factor 5
Exons: 15
Coding region: 97-2283 (728 amino acids)
Biological process (GO): regulation of transcription by RNA polymerase II; positive regulation of chondrocyte differentiation; cell fate commitment
Cellular component (GO): nucleus
Molecular function (GO): RNA polymerase II cis-regulatory region sequence-specific DNA binding; DNA-binding transcription factor activity, RNA polymerase II-specific
Source: RefSeq, a predicted model, not a curated record